This is a messenger RNA of Quercus lobata, 986 nucleotides long. RefSeq names its product HISTIDINE TRIAD NUCLEOTIDE-BINDING 2. The coding region runs from base 74 to 634 and encodes 186 amino acids. Gene Ontology annotation, molecular function: catalytic activity. NCBI's taxonomy places the organism in Eukaryota, Viridiplantae, Streptophyta, Magnoliopsida, Fagales, Fagaceae. The record is from RefSeq and is a predicted model, not a curated record. The transcript is spliced from 6 exons.
AUCAGUUUUUAGCCUAUUAAUUUUCAUUUCUGUUGUCAGUCUACUUUAGUUGUCCCCGCCUUCUUCAGAAUCCAUGGCUGCAUCUAUACCACACUUCUCUCUGCUUCGGAACUAUGCAGCAACAACUGCAAGAGCUUUUGUGACUGUGAAAGUGAAACCUUCCUACACCAUUUCCUCCACUACCCUCCUUCAUCUUCCCUCUCGCUCUCGCAGAUUGCAGUUCUAUGCCAGUGCUUCAAACAAUGAAGAGGCUGCUGCUAGAGCAGCAGCAGCCAAUGCUGACAGUGGAGCUCCAACCAUAUUUGACAAGAUCAUAGCUAAGGAAAUCCCUUCAAGCAUUGUUUAUGAGGAUGAAAAGGUCCUAGCAUUUCGUGACAUUGAUCCGCAGGCUCCUGUUCAUGUUUUAGUCAUUCCAAAGUUUAGGGAUGGAUUGACACAGCUCGGGAAGGCUGAAGCAAGGCAUGGAGAGAUACUGGGUCAGCUUCUCUAUGCUGCCAAAAUUGUAGCUGAGAAAGAAGGUAUUCUUGAUGGUUUUCGUGUUGUCAUAAACAAUGGCUCGGAUGCCUGUCAAUCUGUUUAUCAUCUCCACUUGCAUGUCCUGGGUGGGAGACAGAUGAAAUGGCCACCUGGUUGAAGAUCGGAAAAUGUCCUUUAGAAAUUCAAACCCCCGGCCCCUUUCCGUUUUUCAAUCGUAUCAUAUUUAAGACUCUUCUUUGGGUGAUAUUUUUGGAGUGUGAUAUGCCUAUAUCUUAUGUUCCCCAUAACAUUGUAAGAUUGGACCUGAAAACUAGAAGAGCUAAUAAAUAGAGGCUUUCCAUUGGGGACUUAAAGAGUUAGGAAUUGUUUAUUUAUAUAUCCCUGGAUAGAAUUAAAAUGGGAGAAAUAGUUUUGAGUAGCCAAUUACAAGUUGAUGGGACAUGAGGCUUUAUUUGUUUUGAUAAAUAUUUAAGCAUUUUUAAAUUUAUUGUCAUCUAGUUAUCUAUAAA